AUGGCUUCUUAUUCUUUCACUUGUUUUCUUCUCAUCUCCUUCUUACUUUCACACUCUGAUGCUCAGCCUUUUUCUUCAUCACGACCUCGAGGAGUAGUCCUUCCAUUUCAUAAAGAUCCAUCCACUCUCCAAUAUGUUACGGAAAUCAGUUUAGGAACCCCCAAAGUUCCCAUAAGCCUAGUUCUCGAUCUAGGCGGUAAAUUCCCCUGGAUCCAUUGUGGUCAAAAGCAACAACUUAAUUCAUCGUCGUAUCAACCGGUGGAUUGCAAGUCACCUCAAUGCUUGCUGGCCAGCAGCAACUCCGCUCAGAUUCCGCAUUGCUGCAACGAAACAUGUAGUAUUUCCUCAACUAACACAGUAACUCGGUCAACUAGGAGCGGUCAGCUAGGUUCAGAUGUUGUGACUCUGCAAUCAGGUUAUGAGCCUGGUCGACGACCUUAUCUCUGGCUCCGAGGCGAAAAUGUUACGGCUCGUCGGUUUGCUUUCGGAUGCGGAACAACUAGUCUAAUUGGACUUGCCAAGGGUGUUAAUGGGAUGGCCGGUCUUGGGCGUUCAGGACUUUCUUUCGUUUCACAAUUUGCAGCUGCAUUUCAUUUUUCUCGGAAGUUCGCUUUGGAUUUUCAAUUUGGCAACGUCUAUUUUGGCGGCGGACAUUACAUUCACGAAACGUUGAGGCCUUCUUUCAUUUACACCCCACUCAUCACUAACCCAUACAAUCAAGACUGUUCUACUGAUUAUUACAUUGGCGUCAAAUCAAUCCAGAUAGAUGGUGAAAAUGUCGCAAUACACAAAAAAAUUGUUAUCUAUUAA
Papaver somniferum (opium poppy) is the source of this 810-nucleotide messenger RNA. Its product is annotated as protein ASPARTIC PROTEASE IN GUARD CELL 1-like. Bases 1 to 810 code for a protein of 269 amino acids. Gene Ontology annotation, molecular function: aspartic-type endopeptidase activity. Gene Ontology annotation, biological process: proteolysis. The transcript has a single exon. The record is from RefSeq and is a predicted model, not a curated record. Lineage: Eukaryota; Viridiplantae; Streptophyta; Magnoliopsida; Ranunculales; Papaveraceae.